UAUAAGAGGCUGCACCAUUUACAGAUGAAUCUCCUCUCUCAAAAUGGCUUAUGGAAGCAGACGCCCAUCUCCUGUGUCGGAGGCCUUUACACUCAGCCCUCUGCCAUACCCAGUCCUAUUCCUACUUUCUGUUGUCAUGAUCUUCUUAGGAACGUCAUGGUACUUCUCCUAUGAGGAUGCCGUCGAAAGCGCUGAAGAUCAAUUCAACUGGGCAAUCAUGGCCGCUCCCUUACUUCUACUAUUAGCUGUCCGUUGGCUUUCCUCCAUCGAAGAUCCAGAUCGCUUAUUCUACCUCUCGCCUGAUGAGCGUCGUCGACGGAGCCAUCAUCGCCCUUCCGAAGGUAGCUCCCCAUGGGUUGUAGGAGUGCUGAUUAUUGUAUUACUAGUGAUGGUCUCAUAUCAGUCGACGUUCCAUGACAAAUGGUUCGCUUGAGGUGUUGUAUGUAUUGUAACUCUACCGAUACAGGUGUUUCGUUGUUUGGGUUGUGUGGAUAGUUAGCGGUUUGUAUACAUGGUGUUUUUUUCUUCUUCUUGUUUGGACUCUGCAGCUUGUACUGACUCGUUCGGGUUCGAGUUGAGUCACGACUCGGUUUGAGUUGGGGGUGA
Molecule: messenger RNA, 606 nt
Organism: Magnolia sinica
Lineage: Eukaryota; Viridiplantae; Streptophyta; Magnoliopsida; Magnoliales; Magnoliaceae
Exons: 1
Coding region: 44-433 (129 amino acids)
Source: RefSeq, a predicted model, not a curated record